Molecule: messenger RNA, 2152 nt
Organism: Porites lobata
Lineage: Eukaryota; Metazoa; Cnidaria; Anthozoa; Scleractinia; Poritidae
Source: the annotation of a GenBank genome assembly
AUGCCGCUUUUAAAAUACCUGCAAAUUUUAAAGCUGGAGGAAAAGCAUGGUGCUGACAUUGGGAGAGCAUAUCGGAAUAGACAGAGUGGCACCAAUUUCAUCAACUACAUUGGAGAGGAACUCGGUAAAAGAUUAUAGAGGAGAAGAUAUCUGGUGCCAAUUUCUUUAGUGUUCUGACGAACGGCCCUGGAAAAGAUACAAUUGAAGUUGUUACUGCAUUUCUCAGGUUGGUACACAUGCAUUCUCAAAACACUUUAUAUAUUUACAAAAGUUAAACUGUCAUUAAUUUUAGUAUUCCUGUUUGGUAUUUCUGUGGCUGUGCAAUGUGUAAACAGCAAAAGUAAGUGACUAAAAUUACUUAAGUUCAUCUGCAUUUCAAGGUAUUGUGAACAACAGCUACCCACCAAGCGUUCUCAGCCUGGAUUAUUAUUUUGAGGACAUCAAGAAAAUUUGCACUUUUGACGUCAUGAUAAACAAUAUCAAACAAAUCUACACAAAUAUAUAACAGUGCAACAUACAGAGUUUUUUAAUGCAAUAUUCCUCAUAGCGGCUUAAAAAUCAUUUCGCAUGUAGAAAUCUACAUGCAUGUUCUUUUCACAUGAAAGUGCUGUAUAAAGCUGAGCAAUUUGUUUAAAUAAACAGAAGAACAAAAUUUCUUUAUUCAUACGAGUCAGUGGAUUUCUCAGUCUGAGCAGGAGAAAUUUAAAUAGUUUAAUUGUACCUACCAGAAGCGUGUACGACAUUUUUGCACACACCACUAAUUUCUAAGACAUCUCUUUCGCAGGGUCUGUGUUCUCGUGCUAGAACACGUUGGGUGAGCUAAACUUUAUUUCACUGACACACCCCCAGGUUGGCAGAUUUGAACAUGGCAGUGCAACGGGCAUUGUAAGUUGCAUCAAAGAGAGCUUCCAGGCCAUUAACAUCAUGGAUGAGUCUUUUGAAAAGAAAUUGGUUGGUUUCGCUGCUGACGGAGCUUCUGUGAACCGCGGAGAGAAAGAGGGUGUCAUCGGCACCCUUAAAGGUCGUCAACCCUGGGUGAUCUAUGUCUGGUGUGUUGCACAUCCUCUAGAGCUUUCCCUUAAAGAUGCAUUGCAGGGUACCGUCUUUGACGAUGUGGAUGAAGUCUUGCUUUGCCUGUACUACCUGUAUGAGAAUUCCCCCAAGAAACUCAGGCAGCUUUGGGAGCUUCACAACAUUUAUCGUCAGACCUUCGAAUUUGAAGAGGGAGGGGCCCGGCCAAAACGAGCUUGUGGUAAUUAUGAUACUUCUCAUUUCUUAUCGUUAUUAUGUUAGUUCAAUUAUCAGGUGAACUGGAACACCUAGUUAGUAAUGGUGUUAUUCAAAGAGAAAAGAACCGCUGUCACUGCCUAGCUUUUGAAAUGUCUGACUGAAAACAUUUGCUCUUUUAGGAACCCGCUGGAUUGCCCACAAACUAAAUGCCCUACAGCUUGUGUGUGACAAGUACGGGAUUUACAGGCAGCACCUUCAGACGAUGUCAGAAGACAAGUCUUACAAGUCGGCGGAUCGCCAAAAAUUUAAAGGCUGGCUAAGGAAGUGGCAACAAGCUCGAAUUCCUUUAUUGGCUCGUCUUUUUGUUGAAAUUCUUAGCCUGGCGAAGGUGUUGUCCUUCGCUUUUCAAGAUAACGAUAUUGACACAGUUUCUUCCAUCCAGCGCCUCGAGACGGCAAAAAAGCAGCUUGCAUGUCUAGAACGGAAGAAUUUUGAGGAUCUGCCAACAGUCAAACGAUUUCUGGACAAAGUUGAGGAAAGAGACGGAAAAUUUUUCUAUCAGAACGUUGUGCUGCCCAACUUCAAUGAUGCUAAGGAGUCCGCAAAAGUAUCAAAACGCAUGUUGCUGGGAAAGAUCAAGGAAGCAAUGCAGACAAGGAUGGAGGCAGCGGAAAACAAGUAUGUUGUGAUGGCCGCCACUAUCUUGAACUGCAAAGGAUGGGAGAGGAAGAACGAAAAUGGGGAAGAAGAUGUGGAGUUUGCUGACAACUAUGUGGCAGCCCUAUUCGACCACUUCCGUGAACCAUUGUUGAAGGCAGGCUUGGAUGUCGCUCUUAACAGUUUACUGGAGCAGUGGCAUGACCUAGUGGCCUAUGCCACACGAUACCUGGAUCCUUCUGGAACACACUACCUGCGUGUUUGA